CAUUCUCUCCCAUGGAUUUCCCUUAUUUUAUCAACCUCUCUCUCUCUCUCUCUCUCUCCAAGCAACACUCCCCCACCCCUUUCUAAAUCCAAGCUUCUCUCUCUCUCUCUCUCUACAUGGAAUUUGACUGAUCAAGAAACCUCUGGUUUUAGAGAAAACAAUGGAACAGAGCACAAGUAGCAGCUUUCUCUCCACUUUAUUCACUGGUUACGAGAUAGAAAUAGCCGAUGUCUUACUCCAUCUCCCCAAUCUAAUCCACGAACCCAAGUCUCCUUACCGCUUCUCGGUCAAUUGGAUGAGUAAAAGGAGGAGAUCUGCAAUCAAUUCCAGCCCAUAUCAAUCCCCGUCCGUUCAAGUAAAGAGAGAGACUGAUGAGGGAAGACCCAAAAUCAAGGCCGAGGCCUCGAGUCCAGCCACUCCUCUCUCCUUCUCGCCGAGCGAAUCGGAUGUGAAAUCUAAAGACUCUAUCAAGAAAGUCUCCAAGAAAAGGAAGAGAGAAGAGUGGAUUGGGAUUAUUGACGGAUUGGUUCAGCAAAGAGAAUUGCUAAGAGGGGAAAUAGAGACGGUGAAGAGUUACUUCAACAAGCUACAGGCUGUCAAUUGGGAACUAAAAGCAAAGAAAAAAGAGCUACAAUUUUACCUUGGAAACCCUCAUUUGGAGAAAAGCUUGAACCUUGGGAUGAAAUUAAACCAAUCCAUAAUGCAACCCCCUUUGAUUCAAAAUCAAGAUCACCCGCAAAUUCACAGCACGAUCCAUCGGCCACCGUUCAUUUUGGAUCGGACGGCGCACAAAUCAUCAUCACAUACGAGUCGGAAUUUGCAAUACCGGCAUGGCCAAAUGCCUCAAUUGAAGGUCAAAAGCGUGGGUUCGCUUGGUAUUCCAGAUCUGAACGUAGCUGCCGCAGAGGAGACUUUUGGGGCGGACGCUCCACAGCCGUUGGAUCAUUUCAGAGCUCUUACAGAAAGCAGAGCCAAAGCUGCCGAAGCAAGGAGGAGACGAAUGGUUAGGAUCAAGGAGAUGAAGAACUCUUUGGCCACCAUCAAACCACAAUAGCAUUUUGCUUUCAUUUCUAUUUAGCAGUAGUUGAUUGAAUAUUCAUUGUUGGCUUUUUGGCGUUGAUUCGGGUAUCUAAGAUGUAAAUAAGAAGAGUUCUGAAAAGAGAUUUUUGCCUGAUUUUGCA
Rhododendron vialii is the source of this 1181-nucleotide messenger RNA. RefSeq lists its product as uncharacterized. The transcript is spliced from 4 exons. The coding region runs from base 161 to 1054 and encodes 297 amino acids. The record is from RefSeq and is a predicted model, not a curated record. NCBI's taxonomy places the organism in Eukaryota, Viridiplantae, Streptophyta, Magnoliopsida, Ericales, Ericaceae.